AUGGACGGCCAAGAAUGUGGAGAGAACGGUCGUUCUGAGCAUGCAAUCGACAUUUUCCCCAGCCAGGCAGGCCUGCCAUGGGCCACUGCGAUUUCAUCGUGUCGCCAGAGCAAAUACUGGCAAGUCACCGUGGAUACUGCCCGAGUGUUUCUGUCACUUUUUGCAGCCGACGAAUCCUCGCAGCAGAUAUUUAAGUCUCGACAUUCGAUUGCAGAGAUUGCGCGCGCGGAGCUCGCGAAUAAUAUGGAGGAGGGAUGGGUCAAGUUUCCAGUCUAUCUUUUCUCCGAGGGUGAUAAACAGCGUACCCGGCUCCUUGCCGUAGUGAACGUUUUUAUUUUUAUAUUCGAUGACUUCUGGGAAAUGCACAACAUUGACUAUUUCUCGGAGGUCAAGAGCCUAUUCGUGGACCGCAUGCGACCCGGAUAUCAGCCCAACGAACAGACAAGAACCCCACUACAACUCCUCAUUGACAACGCCAUGAAUGAGAUUCGGUCCCUGGAUUGUGGGGCGGGAAACAACGCGGGUGAAGAGAUGAUAGAUCUUAUGGUCAGGUUCUUUGAGCGGCCACCCCCACCAAAAGACUUUCCCAAUAUGGAGGAUUUUCUACUCUAUCGGCAUGAAGAUGCUGCAGUUCCGUAUGUCCUCGGCUGCACAAAGUUCGCCCUGAAUUCUUCUGUCGAUCUCAAUAGCCCACGACUGGAGAAAUACCUUCGGUUGUUGAAGGACCACGUCUCCGUGGCAAAUGAUUUGGGCUCGUGGGCAAAGGAGAAAAAGGCCUAUGACACAGGCAAAGUAAUCUACAUGAUCAACGCCGUAGACGUUGUGAAAGCCCUAUUGUGUCUUCCCACCGACGAGUCGGCCGUGGCAAUGACGCAGGCUUUCCAGCUGCAAAUUGAGAUAGGCAUGGAUGCUGAGAUUCAACGGUUGCGGGCUGAAGAGAGCUUAACACUCGAGGAAUGGCGGUUUAUCGACGCUACUUUGCAUGUUGCCAGUGGCAAUGUCUUCGUUUCAACGGUCAUGUCUCGGUAUGGAGGGGAGGAGUUUCGCCUUUAUUGA
Molecule: messenger RNA, 1056 nt
Organism: Aspergillus candidus
Lineage: Eukaryota; Fungi; Ascomycota; Eurotiomycetes; Eurotiales; Aspergillaceae
Product: terpene synthase family protein
Exons: 4
Coding region: 1-1056 (351 amino acids)
Source: RefSeq, a predicted model, not a curated record